AUGUCUGCCGGGGGAGAACACCUCAAGGAUGAGGGCACGCGACGACAAGUCGUUCUCGCAGGCGGGAUCGCAGGCCUGGUCUCCCGAUUCUGCGUCGCUCCCCUCGACGUCGUCAAAAUCCGUCUCCAGCUCCAAAUCCACUCCCUCUCCGACCCAACCUCACACCAGAACAUAAAAGGCCCCGUCUACAAAGGCACGCUCCCCACGAUCCGCUCCAUAUUCCGCGAAGAAGGGAUAACAGGAUUAUGGAAAGGCAACAUCCCCGCGGAACUAAUGUACGUCUGUUACGGCGCCAUCCAAUUCGCCGCCUACCGAACCACCACGCAAGCCCUAUCGCAACUAGACCCUUACCGGCUCCCUCCGCCGGCGGAAUCCUUCGUCGCGGGUGCCACGGCCGGCGGGUUAGCCACGGCGUCGACGUACCCGCUUGAUUUACUGCGCACACGGUUUGCAGCACAGGGCACAGAACGUGUGUAUGCGUCGCUCUACGCGUCGGUGCGCGAUAUAGCGCGGAAUGAGGGCCCGAGGGGGUUCUUUCGGGGAUGUAGUGCCGCGGUCGGGCAGAUUGUGCCCUAUAUGGGAUUCUUUUUUGCGACGUACGAGUCCUUGCGGCCGGUGAUGUCUGGAUUGCAUGAUCUGCCGUUUGGGUCGGGGGAUGCCGCAGCGGGAGUGGUGGCCAGCGUCUUAGCCAAGACGGGUGUUUUUCCGUUGGACCUGGUGCGGAAGAGGCUGCAGGUGCAGGGCCCGACACGCUCCAAGUAUGUGCAUCGGAAUAUCCCGGAGUACCAGGGGGUGUUCAACACCAUGGCCAUGAUCGUGCGGACACAGGGGAUGCGAGGGCUCUACCGCGGUUUGACGGUGAGUCUCUUCAAGGCUGCGCCGGCCAGUGCUGUGACGAUGUGGACCUACGAGAAGUCGCUACAUUAUCUCCGCGAGCUUGAAGUGGCGGCGGAGUGA
Molecule: messenger RNA, 957 nt
Organism: Aspergillus pseudonomiae
Lineage: Eukaryota; Fungi; Ascomycota; Eurotiomycetes; Eurotiales; Aspergillaceae
Product: thiamine transporter TPC1
Exons: 4
Coding region: 1-957 (318 amino acids)
Biological process (GO): thiamine pyrophosphate transmembrane transport
Cellular component (GO): mitochondrial inner membrane
Molecular function (GO): thiamine transmembrane transporter activity
Source: RefSeq, a predicted model, not a curated record